AGAUCUGUGUUUUUCACCAAACUCGUAUGGAUCGGCCCGUGCAGGGCAAUUCCCUCCGGUGGUCGUCGUCGUCCGCGUCAUCCAUGGAAGGUGCAAUGCAGGACACGCAGCCGGCAUCGUCUCACCACCAAGGGCCAGCGAACGAUGACACGUCUGCAUUCGGCACAGCGGCAACAGGGGCGAGCCACGCGGUUCAGUUCCCGUACGCGUUGCCGCCUUUGCCGAAAUGGAAGAACUUCAAGGCGCCCACGUUCCCGCCAUCGACCCUGGGGGGGUCGACGUGGAGCAGCCAGGUGGAAGGCGGGCAAGGGGGUGUGACGUGCUUUUCUCCGCGAGCAUCCACUGUUCCUGGGAGUACGCGACCACCAUCGACUCAGGGGGGGUCGGCGUGGAGCAGCCAGGUGGAAGGCGGGCAGGGCGGUGUGACAUGCUUCACUCCGCGAGCGUCUGCUGUUCCUGGGAGUAACCGAUGGGGAAUGCCGCAGGAUGGGCAGAACUGUGUAGGAUGGAGUGCCCCGACUGCAGCCCACUCGUGGUUUCAGCCUUUGAGGAACCUGGGCGGCAAGGACAUGGGUCCAGCAUCACAUGGAGGUCCCGAAGGAGCUUAUGGGAAUGCAGAUUGUGACGUGGGGGAUGCGUGGAUGGGUGGUGUGGCAGACAUUGCAGGCACCCAAUACGGAGGGUGCUCCAGUGCCGAUUCAGAUGGGGAGUUCAAUGUGCAGGGGCGGGAUGACGUCUCCAACAAUGAUGGCAGCCAGAGGCGUGCACCUGGAGGUGGAGAGGUGGUGAUGGUGAACCUGCUGCAAAAGCAAAGGCCCGUGCAGCGCCAGGCGGAGGGGGUGGUGACGGUGAACCUACAGCCAAAGGAAAGACCCGUGCACCUCCAGGUGGAGGGGGUGGUGAUGGAGAACCUGCAGCAAAAGGAAAGCCCCAUUCUCCUGAUUGGAGCACUGACGAGAGCGUGGGGCUGCUCACCUAUCUAUUUGAGGAAGACGCUCUGCAACAGAAGAGGAGAGGAAGACAGAAAAUGCGCACGAGGAAGGAGAAGAGGGUUGAGUGCUGUGACAGAGGAUGAUGACACAGGUGCUGGGAGUGGAAGCCCUGCUCCGCGAAGGCGCGAGGGGAGUGACGGCGGCGAAUGGUCGAAGAGUGCACGUAUGGAGGGGGGUGGUGGAAGCGCUCGCCGCAGCAGAUCUCAGUCAUCAGCGGAAGGGAACAGGGGGGGGAGUUUUGCUGACUUUGCACAUGCAUUGGUGGAAUCCAAUGACAGACAAGCCGAUAAAUUGGCAGGCAGUUUUGCGAAUGUCAUGGAUGGCAUCAACAACACCCUCGCACAGGGUAACGUGAAUGUCGUCCACGCGUCUCCGCUACCGCAUCAUAUGCCUAUCCGCGAAGUUAAAGAAGUUGUCGGCAUGGCUGGUGACUUUGCACUCACCCACAAACAUCUGAUCGAGCAGGCCCACAAGCUGGCCAGGAAAAGGGGUGUGCUUUUCCCACGCACAUCCGAUAUGGUCGACAAGAUCAAAAGAUUGCAGGGGGAGCUUGAGAGUUCCAACACACGUGAGGCCAUGGCAUUGUCGAGAGCAGAGGUCGUUGAAGUGAAGGUGGGGGUGCUGCGCGAGGAGGUCCAGCGACUGCACCAACUACUGGCAGCCAUCGAGGAUGGGGAAUCUGUGCAUGGCAAAGAUAAUUUCGUUAGUACAUUGUCCAGCCCCGGCAGCGGGCAUUCCGGUCCCGUUUCCAGUGUGGUCGUGUCUGUCUCCCACUCGCCCCGUGAAAGUGCUCCCCGUUCCCAGCCACGCAGGCGCGUGGCCACACCCCCUGCCUGCAUUCGGACUUCACCUAACGAGAGUUCAGCUAACGUCAACAGGCGGGAUGUCACUGCGGUUGCUGACCAACUGCGCAGGGUGAUGGCGAUCGAGCAAGACCAUAUGUCGGGGUCCGUUUUUUGAAGGCGAAGGUUGCUAGCUUGCCUUCCAGAGGUUGCCACGGCCGUGCACCUUCGUUCCUUCUCCGGUGUAUGGUCGACCGCU
Messenger RNA from Chara braunii, 2033 nucleotides. The record is from the annotation of a GenBank genome assembly. NCBI's taxonomy places the organism in Eukaryota, Viridiplantae, Streptophyta, Charophyceae, Charales, Characeae.